UUGUAGUGCGGAAGCAGUCCUAAUCAGGCUGUAAAAACAUAACAGUGCUGUUGCUUCGUAGCCUCCAGUUUUUUGAUAUUAGGAACGCACUGUGUACCACUAAAACACAGCUGCUUCAGUUUGCUUUUAUUUUCAUACAAGGCGUAUUGUUAAAUUCAAUCGGAGAGUCUCUGACCAAAAGCCUAUAAUGGCGAAUUUUUUGCCUUUUCACACGCAGGUCACCUCGAUUAUGGGGGUCUUUGUAGACGCGGCCGUGGCACAGAUUUGUGAACUUGUUGACGAAGGAUAUGCAGUUUUACGCUUGGAAAUAUCCAGAAGUCAAAAGGAAAACGAAGAGCUAAAGGAGAAAUUGGUGAGAAUGGAGAUGGGUAAUAUGCUAGGACUUGGAAACGUCGCGCCUGCGGUGCACGAGCGCACCCCAUUCUAUGCGAUAUCAGAGGAGGAUCGAUGUUCUAACAGGAGAUCUGCCUUGGAGCCAGAGUUUGAUGGCUUGUGUGUCAGUGGAGAACAACCAAGCCUAGAUGGGGAUCAAUUACUGACUAACACAAAGUCUGUGGAGAAAUUCCCCAUCCUAAUCAAGGAAGAAGUACCCGAGGAUGACUUUGAUAUGUCCUGGACGCAAAAAGAACUAGAAAUCGAUAGACAGAGCAGCUGUGCUGAUGAAGAAGGGAAUAUUGACAAAAUGGGGCUGAAUCGGACAAACCAUGUUUCUAAAGAGUGCACUCUGGUUAUCAAAGCAGACCCGGAGGAACAAACACUUGAACAAAUGGAGGACAUGUCUGUUGAACAGAGAAACACAGGAUUUGCUACACAUUUGACUAAGAGUCUGUUUCCAAGUACUGAAACUGAUUCUGAAGACCCAGCUUGUUCUAAUGCUGCUGAUAUCAUCCCCUCAUACUUCUCAGGCAGCCCUGGGACACAUAUGUCAUUAGAUGAGACAAGUACUACUAGGGGACAGUUGUCAAAUGUCAAAUUUCACACGGUUAAACCGAAAGUUGUAAUGCUGGAUCCUGAAGCCCACAAUGACCAUUAUAAAUCUAAUAGAAAUACACUACAGUUUCAAAUGCAGAAAGGUACGUCUGGUCCUGGUGGCUGUGGUAACUUAAGCGAGAGGCAUUUCUUGAGUCGUCGAAAGAGCCAAAGAGACAACAGAGCUAGGUUUAAACUGCCUACUGCCCAACGAAUCAUACCAAACACAGAACAUGACAUACAUGAAGAGGGCAGUCAAGAGAAGCAGUUCAUAUGUGGGUUUUGCGGGAAGAGUUUCACUGGUCAAAGAUAUCUCCAGGCUCACCAACGAGUUCACACAGGAGAGAAACCAUAUAGCUGUUCUCAUUGUGGGAAAAGAUUUGGCCAAGCAAGUUAUCUUAGGAAACAUCAGACAAUUCACACAGGGGUAAAACCAUAUGGUUGUCCACUAUGUGGAAAGCGGUUUGCAGAUUCCAGUAAUCUCAUCAGACACAAAGGUGUUCAUACAGGAGAAAGACCAUUCAUCUGCAUCCACUGUGGCUUACGAUUUGCUGUAAAACACAACCUUAGAAUUCACUUGCAGAAGAACCAUCCUCAUUCUUCUGGAACUCGAAUUGGAGAUAUACAUUGAAAACCUUUUUAUGACAUCUUACAUUCACUCUACUGUUUAUUACAUACUGUAUACAUACAUGGAAUAAAAUUGAAGCCAUAUGUUAAUGUUUGAUUUAAU
Osmerus eperlanus (European smelt) is the source of this 1699-nucleotide messenger RNA. RefSeq names its product zinc finger protein 180-like. The record is from RefSeq and is a predicted model, not a curated record. Bases 188 to 1600 code for a protein of 470 amino acids. The transcript is spliced from 4 exons. Gene Ontology annotation, molecular function: DNA-binding transcription factor activity, RNA polymerase II-specific; RNA polymerase II cis-regulatory region sequence-specific DNA binding. Lineage: Eukaryota; Metazoa; Chordata; Actinopteri; Osmeriformes; Osmeridae. Gene Ontology annotation, biological process: regulation of transcription by RNA polymerase II.